AUGAAGUAUUCCUAUACAUUAAGUGCUUAUUUCAAUUGGCAUACAGAAGCUGAGUUCACUUGCUACUCCGAGACGCAAAGUGGCAGUCCAUCAGAAGGGGUUUUACAAAGUGGAGACGCCAUUUUAUCAAUAAAUGGAGAAAAUGCCCGUAGUUUAAGUCAUGAGGAAGCAACACAGAAAAUUCGUUCUGCAGGCACUGAUCUUCAGUUGACCGUAGCAAGACGACAAACAUGCGAUCUGAGUGAUAUUCGACCUAAAGGAUUAUUGAAAUUUACAGCUCCACAAAGUAGUCGACGUUAA
Messenger RNA from Trichobilharzia regenti, 300 nucleotides. The record is from the annotation of a GenBank genome assembly. Lineage: Eukaryota; Metazoa; Platyhelminthes; Trematoda; Strigeidida; Schistosomatidae.